ACAACAAGUCGCUAGUCUGUGUCACUCGCCUCUCUGCUCCCGCCGCUCUGUGCUUCCCUAAACAACACCGAGCCGCUCCUCACAAGCCUCACUAACAGUCACUUCCGGGUAGCGCAGCUGUCAACUCGUUCUCCCAGCAGCCCUUGCGCGCACUUCCUGUUCCGCCUCCGCCUCAGCACCGCCCCUCCUCACAGUCAGUCCAGCGUCGGCUUCAGAAUCUGGUGACUCCUCAAUGGUCUCCUCCAUAAACCUACAAGAGAGGGCAGCGAUUGUGGGAGCCGUGACACUGCUUCUCCUGACUCCGACAUGUCCAGACAUUUACAAUGAAUAGCAAGGAGUGCGCUGAGGUCUCAGAGAACAGCCACCAUAUCAAAGUUUUUCUGCCCAAGAAACUCCUCGAGUGUCUCCCCAAGUGCACUCUCCUGCCCAAAGAGAGACUGCGCUGGAACACCAAUGAGGAAAUCGCAUCGUAUCUCAUCACAUUUGAGAGACAUGAGGAGUGGUUGUCCAGUGCCCCUAAGACAAGACCUCAGAAUGGCUCCAUCAUCCUCUAUAAUCGUAAGAAGGUGAAAUAUCGCAAGGAUGGAUAUUGCUGGAAAAAGAGGAAGGAUGGGAAAACAACACGAGAAGAUCACAUGAAACUGAAAGUGCAAGGAAUGGAGUGUUUAUACGGAUGUUACGUUCACUCUUCUAUAGUCCCAACAUUUCACCGCCGUUGCUACUGGCUUUUGCAGAAUCCAGACAUAGUUCUGGUUCAUUACCUGAAUGUUCCAGCCAUUGAGGAUUGUGGGAAGAUUUGUGGCCCUAUACUUUGUGCCACCAAUAGUGAUCGUAAGGAGUGGAUGAAAUGGAGCAAAGAGGAGCUGAUUAGUCAACUUAAGCCUAUGUUUCACGGCAUUAAAUGGUCCUGCAGUAAUGGGAAUGGAACAAGCGAGUUCUCUAUAGAACAACUGGUCCAACAGAUCCUGGACACCCACCAGGCCAAACCCCCUCCUCGUACCCACACCUGUAUGUGCAGCACCAGCCUGGGGUCAACAGGAGGGGUUCCUCACAAAUGUACCAGUACAAAGCACCGCAUCAUUUCCCCAAAGGUGGAGCCAAGGAUGUGCCCAUUGCCCGCUCUCACUGAGGUUCAGAAUAUUUCCUCCUCUGCUGAGCCAGACCAGGGUAAGGAAAGGAGAGCCACACCAAAGGGUUGUAGGACUCCUUCAGGCAGUGACCCAAGCUCCUCCCAUUCCUACGCUGAACUGCCAGAUAGCACACAAGCCUCCCCGCCUCUGACCCUCACCAAUGGAUUCUAUACAGACCAGGAACUAACUGGCGUCACGAUUACAGCUGCACCUGGGGUGCCUGGCAUUAGCGCAGUGUUAGUGAUGACGGGGAUACCGGAAAAGCCACUGGCAUUAACACCCAGUCAGCAACUUGUACCAUCGGGAAACCAGUCUAAUUCUGCACCAGUUAGUGUGUCCCUGAUACCUUCUCCUGUUGAGGGCCUCCUGCUGUCUUCUUCUCAGAGUCUGGAGGUAGCAAUGGAGGCUGCUCCAGGGAGCACUAGUGGUCCAGUCACAUUUGAUCCUGACUCCUUCCUCAACAGUCCCAGAGAAGGGCAGACCUAUGGGGGGGCAUCAGGGACAGCAGAGUUUAAGACUGAAAGCUCAGAAGGAGGAGAAGCAGAUAGAGAAGCCCAAGAGGAAGGCUGCAUGGAGUCAGUGGAGCAGAAAUCAUUGGUUAAAGAGGAGAAGCCAAACAUGCAGAAGGAGGUGCUAGUGGUAGAAGAUCAUAGGGAAGAGGAGGAGAGCAGCGGUUUGGAGGUGGAGAUGGACACCAGGGAGGAACAGGAUGAGUCCAGGCAGGAGGAGGUUGCAGAAGCACCUGGUGAUGGUCAGGAGGAGGACAAGCCAGACGGAACCCAUAUGAGGGACCUUUACUCCAUCAUCCACAAUGACCUGAGCUCAUCUUCUGGGGCCUCCAGUGACCACAUGGAAUUGUCUGCAGAAAACUUCAACAUCUCUUUCGACAGCCAAUUCCCCGACCUCAUCUCUGACCUGAUGACUGAGGAGGCUCCUCCAGGAGACUAUGAACAUUAUGGAGCGCCCCAGGCACAAUCUUCUCCGGCUCAAGCCCAGUAUGUACAGCAGCAGGUCCAGCCAAUUGCAGCUAGUGCUUCAGUGGUGGGGACAGUCUUCUCUGAUGGGAGAGAGGAGACUCCAAGCCUUGUUGGGAUCACAGACUUCUCUCCAGAAUGGUCCUACCCCGAGGGGGGUGUUAAGAUCCUGAUUACAGGUCCCUGGGUAGAGAAUACAGACUCUUAUUCCUGUGUAUUUGAUCAGCUGACUGUGCCGGCCUCUCUCAUCCAAUCAGGAGUCCUACGCUGUUAUUGCCCAGCACAUGAGGCCGGCCUGGUCACACUGCAGGUCAUACAUCAGCAGCAAGUUAUCUCUCACUCUGUCGUCUUUGAGUAUCGUGCCCGAAACUUCCUCACCCUGCCCAGCACCCAGUUGGACUGGCUCUCACUCGAUGACAGUCAGUUUAGGAUGUCUAUCCUGGAGAGGCUGGAACAGAUGGAGAGGAGAAUGGCCAAUAUGAGCUCUGGACAAGCCCAGCAGACUUCUGGCUCUCGGAGAGGAGAGAGCACAAAGAUGUCAAGUGCUGAUUCCUUUGAGGCUCGAUUGGUGGCAGUGUGUGAGAAAAUGAUGUCACAGAGCUGCUGGGUGACAUCAGACCUUCUAAUGCAUGAGAUGAGUUUCCGAGGCAUGACUCUGCUCCACCUCGCAGCUGCUCAGGGAUACGCCCAGCUCAUACACACCCUGAUACAGUGGCGGAACCUCCAUUCCCAAAGUCUUCCAGUGGAAUUAGAGGUUGACCCUCUGAAUGUGGAUCACUUCUCCUGUACCCCUCUGAUGUGGGCUUGUGCUCUGGGUCACACUGAAGCUGCCAGUCUCUUGUUCCGCUGGGACUGUCGGGCUCUCUCCAUCCCAGACUCCUUGGGUCGCUUUCCAUUGGGUGUUGCCCGAUACAGAGGCCAUACCAAGCUGGCGGCCACCCUGGAGGAGAUGCAGAGAAUGGAGCCUUUCCACAGUAACUACACGAGGCUACAGGGAAGCAGCUGGCACCAACUGACAGGCAGCCAGGAGUUCAGUAUGGGACUGUCACCCCUCUCUACUGAUACAGGGCUCAGCAGUCUCUCAUCUCCAUCACAAGUGUCAGACGGCUCCGUGUCUGUAACCUCUGCCUAUUCCAGUAGUUCUGCUCUGCAAGACUCUCCUGACUGCAGCCCAGAGAGUAGCCAGGACACCCCUGCGGAGACUUCCCCAAGCUCCCGAAUUCUAGCCUCCUCCUGGGACCCUGAAGAUGCAGGAGGGACCGCUUUGUACCUGGACUUCCCCGGGGUGGGCGAUAACUAUGAGGAGCCACAUGAUCUCUUGGGAUACACCGAGGAUACUGAGAACCAGGGUUACCUGCAGGUGGACAUGGUGACUCUGGCAGAGCAGAUUAUUGAGGCCACACCAGAUCGGAUAAAACAGGAGGACUUCACUGCGUCGGACUCUGCUCCCCUAAAGGAAAGGUCUGGUAACCUGAGUAAGACUAUGACUUGGCUCGCCAGUUACCUGGAGACUGCAGAUCAGAUGCCCGGCCUGCCUCCACAUGGGGAGGGGAUGAGAGCGGCACGUGCCCUGGCUCGAUUUGCCCAGAUGAGUCCGAGAGAGGAGGGAUCGAGUCGUUUGUCUGCCAGUGAGAUGUACAGUCAGUGGAGUAAGAGGGGCAACAGGCGCUGCUCUGAAGCUUUAAGGGUUAAAAUAUCAAGGUCUGAAGCUCCCCUGUCCCCCUCCUCUCCGUCCCCCUUGGGAGAGAUCCCAUUUGAGAGGUUUGAUCCCCCGGGUGCAGCUCGCUGGUCAGAGUUUCUCGGUGCCUCAAGCAGCGGCAGAAUGGAGAGUGAAUUUGCUCUUCUCACCCUGUCCGACCACGAGCAGCGAGAGUUAUAUGAGGCAGCCCGAGUCAUUCAGACGGCGUUCCGUAAGUACAAGGGCCGGCGCUUAAAAGAACAGCAGGAUCUGGCUGCAGCCGUCAUUCAGCGAUGCUAUAGGAAGUACAAACAGCUGACUUGGAUUGCUCUGAAGUAUGCCCUGUACAAGAAGAUGACACAGGCAGCCAUAUUAAUCCAGUCCAAGUUCCGCAGUUACUAUGAGCAGAAGCGUUUCCAGCAGAGUCGUCGGGCAGCCGUCCUGAUCCAGCAGUGUUACAGGAGCUACAGAGAGGGGGCACGGGGGGGCUCUGCCCUGCAACACUGCAUUAAGGGAUCCUUCCUGACCAAGAAGCAAGAUCAGGCUGCCCGGAAAAUCAUGCGCUUCCUCCGCCGCUGCCGCCAUAGGAUGAAGGAGAUGAAGCAGACCCAGGAGUGUUUACAGACGAGGGGACUGACCAAUUGACUUUUCUGUCCCCUCCCAUUCAAUGCCCCCGUACCCUAUCACUGCCCUUCCUGGGUCUGGCACAUAGGCCUGUUAUAUAGGGACGGGUAUAUGAGCCACACCUGUGCCACUGCAGUGUGUAUGGAUCUAAGUGCACAAACGUGAAACAGUGCCUAUCUGUGUGUGUGUGUUACGUGUGUGUGUGUUACGUGUGUGUGUGUCAGGCUAAAUGUGUGAGACAGUGGUGAGGAUUGGGGGACACUGGGACUUCUGAUCAAACCACGUAAUGGGCUGCUCCUUGCGCCAUACAGGGAGUGUGAGUGAGUGUGUACACACCAGAGUACAGCUAGAGAUAUAUAUAUAUAUAUAAUUGUGUAUAGAUCUGUAUAUAUGUAUGCACACAUUUCACUGCAUGUAUGUCCUUGAGUAUCACACCCCCGUAUUACUGUAUAUGCCUGUGUGUAGAUCACUAGAUGUAACCGUCCACUUUGUGUGCACACGCCUGCCUUCCUCUAUGUGUUACACACACACACACACACACACACACAUACAUACACACACACACACACAUACAUACACAUAUACAUAUAUUGCUGUCCCUGUGCAAGUGGGUGUGCAUGGCAGGAGAGUGUGUGAAUGGUUCUGUUCUUUAUGUUCAGGUAACGUGUGCUGUGUGUGUAUUUGUACAGGGUGUGUGUGACAGUGUGAAGGCGCAUGUAUGUAAAUGUAAGAGCCGUGUGUGUGCAGGUGAGUGUACAGUAACAAGUGCACUGAGAGUGAGUGUGAGUGUGAGUCGUGUGCACUUUCCUGUGUGAUUCACUCAGGCAGCUCCUUUAUUUAUUAAUUUAUUUUAACCGUCUCGUUUCAUGCACUUUGUUACACCCCCCCCCCCAUAUAGUUAUAUAUAUUUGUGGCUUUUGUACCGACCUUCCCAUGAGAACCUUUUACAUGCAAAUCCA
Xenopus laevis (African clawed frog) is the source of this 5365-nucleotide messenger RNA. It is a transcript of the gene camta2.L, whose product is annotated as calmodulin binding transcription activator 2 L homeolog. Gene Ontology annotation, biological process: DNA-templated transcription; regulation of transcription by RNA polymerase II; regulation of DNA-templated transcription. The record is from RefSeq and is a predicted model, not a curated record. The transcript is spliced from 24 exons. Lineage: Eukaryota; Metazoa; Chordata; Amphibia; Anura; Pipidae. Gene Ontology annotation, molecular function: transcription coregulator activity; DNA binding; double-stranded DNA binding. Gene Ontology annotation, cellular component: nucleus; cytoplasm. Bases 324 to 4427 code for a protein of 1367 amino acids.